Molecule: messenger RNA, 762 nt
Organism: Aspergillus welwitschiae
Lineage: Eukaryota; Fungi; Ascomycota; Eurotiomycetes; Eurotiales; Aspergillaceae
Exons: 1
Coding region: 1-762 (253 amino acids)
Source: RefSeq, a predicted model, not a curated record
AUGGCACCAACGCAACAGAGAAGCCUUUGGGCGACCCUCACGGCAGUCCUCGUCUUCCUGAUGCAGGCAACCCCGACCUCUGGUGCCGGCUUUACAUGGUACGUUAAGGCCAGUUCCGCAAUAGCUGGUAUUGCCUGGAUGGUGUGCGGAUACUUCCUCCCUGCCAGUGCCGGCACUGGAUGCAUUGCAGCCGCCCUGCUAGUCGGCAUCAAUGCAGUUGUCCAGGCACAUGGCGGAAGCGGCCAAACAGGCGCUAUGAUUCCUGCCAAACGAGACGAGGGUUCGAUUGCCUUCAACCAUAUCACCCACGAGGGCGUUGUCCACAACUUCAUCAAUACUACUGCGUUAACGCAUGACUGGCACUUCGUCCACGCCGUCAACCAACCCGUCAACCUGACGGUCAGAAGGCUGUCUGACGGUCGGAUUCAUGCCCGCACCCAAGGAUUCUCUAAUAUGCCCUGCACCGAUAAUUGUCCUUCCGAGGAUCUCGCCGCGAAGGUAUUGGAGUCGAGAGCUACAACUUCUCAUGUGCAAGAAAUCGACUUCUCAUGGACCGAGCCGAGUGGAUACGGAACGAAGACGCAGACGGGCUUAGCGGGCGCAGCUUCGGGAGCAGCACAGUUUGUGGCUAGCCAGCCAAGUGGAACUUUCAGUUUCUGCUCGGAUGCAUAUAGUGUGGAUGGGCUGGACGCUGUCGUUGGAUUCAAUUUCUACGGAGAUAACUAUGCGACGGACUUUCCCCGCCUUGUGAUUAGGUGGUAG